Molecule: messenger RNA, 1161 nt
Organism: Caenorhabditis briggsae
Lineage: Eukaryota; Metazoa; Nematoda; Chromadorea; Rhabditida; Rhabditidae
Exons: 6
Coding region: 1-1161 (386 amino acids)
Biological process (GO): protein dephosphorylation
Cellular component (GO): protein phosphatase type 2A complex
Molecular function (GO): protein phosphatase regulator activity
Source: RefSeq, a predicted model, not a curated record
AUGGCGGAGCAGAUACAGAUGAAAACCGUUGCCGAUGUUAAAUUUCCUUCAAUCGUGUUCUCUCCAAUCGCAACAUCGUCGCCGAAACUGACCAGAAUGCGCUUACCGAUAAACCGUGAUCAAUCCUGGACGUCAUCAUCUGAUGAAUCUGUUGGCAAUGUAACUGCUCGUAUACUUACAGGAAUCGACGAGUUACACGUAGACACAUCAAAAAUGGAAAAUGAGAUCGAUACUUCUUCUUGUUCGAUUCAUACUGCACUCGAAUACGUCCACCCCAAAGUUUUUCAAAAGAAGAGUUUAUCUGAGAAAAUCACUCGCGAAGAGCUUCGUUCGGCGAUCGCCGCUUGCAAAAUUUCGGAAGAUAACUACACGAAAACUGAAGCCGAUCUAUAUGCAUUAGUGACUACUGAACGGAUUCUGUGGAAUGCCGGCCGAACAUGGAGUGGGACGAUGCCAGUCGAAAACAGAGAUGAUCUCAACAAGUAUGCUAGAAAUGCAUGUGAUGAUUUCUAUAUGAGGUGUACUGGCCAGCUUUGCAUCGAUGAAUUUCAGCACAUCAGUCAUACUAGAGGUAGAUACGAUUUUCAAUCAGUUGCUAUCUACUGCUUCGAGAAAGGAAUGCCCUCCUCAAUUAUCAGUAGAGUCUUCGCGAAAAAUCUCGUACGCCGAUCAACCGGUGAAUACUUGGAUGAUAUGGAAAUGACAUGGUUGCUAUUCGCCAUGGUUGGGACCGACGAAGUGCAAUCUGUGGAGUACUGGUUCCGUGUACUAGAUGUACACUGCACUGGCGUUCUUUCCGUCGCAGUUUUAGAAGAAUUUUAUGCAGACAUCACCAAGUAUCUUGCUCAUGAGAACGUCGCAUCUCUGCCGUUUUCAAAUGUAAUCGCACAAUUUUCUGAUAUUCUUGGGACGCAACACUGGACAUUGCGAUCAUUCAAAGAGAACCGGGAGCUUGUUUACCGUGUCAUCAAUGGAUUCACCAACGCCUUUCGAUUCCUAGAACAAGAAAUAAACGAGAAAACCAAUGGUGAGCGUGUCGAUGACGAAGAAUUCGGACAGGGACAGCGAACGCGUUGGCAACGCUUGAUCGACCACGAGUACGACGACUUCUAUCAUCAAACUCACUCUUCAUCUACCGAAACUUCGAAUAUUACAGCUUAA